Ordospora colligata OC4 is the source of this 1710-nucleotide messenger RNA. Its product is annotated as serine/threonine protein kinase. NCBI's taxonomy places the organism in Eukaryota, Fungi, Microsporidia, Ordosporidae. Gene Ontology annotation, biological process: intracellular signal transduction; microtubule cytoskeleton organization; protein phosphorylation. Gene Ontology annotation, cellular component: cytoplasm. The coding region runs from base 1 to 1710 and encodes 569 amino acids. The record is from RefSeq and is a predicted model, not a curated record. Gene Ontology annotation, molecular function: tau-protein kinase activity; ATP binding; protein serine/threonine kinase activity. The transcript has a single exon.
AUGGAUGGAGAAGAAGAGUCGCAGUGGAGUUACAUCAGCUCGGAUGAAAUUAAAGCAGAUGACAAAAUAAACAGCUCUAUUGAUGCAAAUGCACCAAGCAGCCCAUCUGUUGAACAGGAAAUGAAGGGGAUGAUAGGAGACUUCGACUACAUCGAAAACAGAUGGAUAGGAAACUACAGGUUCGUUAAGCAGCUUGGUACAGGAAGUAGCAGCAAGGUGGUGCUUGGAUGCGACAUCCGCAACGGCGAAAAGGUUGCAAUAAAAAUUGUGCCAAGAAGGAUUGUUGAUGGAAACGACAGUGAGACUGAAAUAAGAUGCGAUCAAAGGAUAUUCCGAGAGGUUGUCAUUUCAUCUGUUCUGAACCAUCCACACAUUGUGAAGCUAAAAAACUUCCUAUAUAGUCCAACACAUUAUUUCUUGAUAUUUGAGUAUGUGAAUGGUCGUCAACUAUACGACAUUGUGCUGAACGAAGGUCCAUUGAGCGAACAGGAUGCACAGAAGUAUUUCCGACAGCUUCUCUCAGCCAUUGAAUACAUUCACAGAAACUCGAUGGUGCACAGAGACCUGAAGAUAGAGAAUGUACUAAUUGAUGAGGACAAUAAUGUCAAGCUAAUUGACUUUGGGCUUUCUAACUUCUACGACAACAAGAUGCUGUUGAAUACAUUCUGUGGGAGCCUGUACUUUGCAGCGCCUGAGCUUCUAUUUGGACAGAGAUAUUGUGGACCUGAGAUUGAUGUGUGGAGUCUGGGCGUGGUCUUGUAUGUUCUUUUGUGUGGAUGUGUGCCAUUUGACGAUGAGAAUGUACAGGGAUUACAAGAGAAGAUCAAGCAAGCGGAUUUUUCCUUUUGCAAGACGAUAUCUAAGGAUGCAUCUGAGCUGAUUCGUGGGAUGAUUCUUGCACAGCCCUCGUCUAGAUUGUGCCUUGAUCAGAUAAUUUCAAGCAAGUGGGUGAAUGAUGGAAAGAAGUGCAAGAUAAACAGCCAUGUGUCAAGAAGAUGUCCUGUGAUGAAGAUCAACGAACUUUGUAUCAGGAAGGUAUCGAGAGCGAUGCGCUUCCAGUUUCCAAACAUGGAGAGAGAAGUGCGAAGAUUCCACAAGAUAUGCCAAGAGGACGUAAGAACACUGGAGCAAACAUAUUGGUCGAGAAGGCCGGUGAUUUCACUGUAUUAUCUUGCCUGUGAGAGCUUUAGAGGCACAGAAGAGAAUCUAGACGAUGAGGGUGAAGGUGAAUGGAAGAACGGUAAUCAACUGGAAGACAUACAUGAGUUUGUAAGAUUUGCGCUUUCUAGUGAUAAUGAAAUGUAUUCUGGACAUGGAAAGACCAAACACUUACUGGCACCAAUAAACCAGGAGUCGUUGUGCAAUAGCCAUAGCAGUAGAUGCAGAGAAAUAGGAUAUCCAAGGAUCCGGCAAACGUAUCUCAAGGGAUUUUUUAAGGGAAUACGAGUUAAGCACAUAGGCAGCCAGAACGCAAUCAAGAAGAUCCUGCUUGACAUAUUCAACAUAAAUGGAAUUGCAUAUGAAGCUACUGAGAAAAGCUAUCUCUGCUCUGUAAGGCAAGACAGUCUGGAAUGUUACUUCAAGGUUUCGAUGUAUUUUAAUGUUUUACUGAACGAGUAUUAUCUGACUAUAACACCAUUGAGUAAUGAUAAGAAGUUCUUUAGAAGUAUUUAUGAAUGGAUAUAUACUGGAAUGAAGAAUCGGGCCUGA